AUGGCCAGUCUCAAAAUCAAACCGCGCAGAAAAGCUCACCAGCUCGACGGCGGCUCCGGUGGGAAUGGGAUACUCCGAUUGCCGGUGGAAAUUCUGCGGCACAUUGUCUUUUUCUUACCCGUUGGAGAUGCAGUAUCACUGUCAGCUUCUUCAAAGACGUGGCGAAAUGUCUGGACUUCUCUUCCAGUCCUCAACCUCAACUUCGAUCAUGACGAUGAUGUCGUCACUCUCGACGACUUCGUCGCUUCAAUUGACAACGUUUUGUCAACCUUAAGAUCUCGCAGCGCCAUAAUCGAGGGCUUCUCCUUGACGAUGAAUCCGUAUAAAGAAGAGGGUUCGAAAUUGGAAUCGAAAUUGGAAUCUCACCUUGAUGAUUGGCUGUCUUUAGUUAUGAAAAAUUAUAUCAAGGAGAUCAAUCUUAGGGUUUCUGAUUCUUCGGACAAUGUCUUCUACACUUUACCCCAAUCAGUUUUCACUUUGAAAUCUUUAGUCAAACUUCAGCUGAUAGGUUGCAAAUUCCCGCCUAACAUUUCGUUCGCUGAUCAUGAUAAUGAUAAAAAAUCCAGAUUUCAUGAAUUUAACUGUCUUAGAGAGAUAACCCUGGAAGAUGUUAUUGCUCGUGAUGAUCAAAUCCAGGACAUUGUGGAUCAUGCCAGGGACUUUCUUGAAAAGCUGACUAUUAAAACGCAUCCUCCCUUAAAAUUUCUGAGUCUGGAAUUCUUCUCGAAGCUUGAUUUCAUUGAAGUAAACGUUAAGACAUUGCUGUUAAAUCAUGCUAUGAAUCUGGAUACAGUGAUUCUAUAUGGGAUUCGUAGAGUAUAUGCUUUUGGGGUAUGGAACAUAAAGACAUUAAGAUUCUUAACAUGGGACACCAGUGCCUACACAUCGAUCAAAACAUUUAUCUCCAGCCUCCCUCUUGUGGAGACGAUACAACUGUUUAUGGAUCACAAUGAGAACAUACAGAUUCAAAGUUCUCAUCUUCAGACUUUGUUUUUGUAUGAAGGUCAAAGGUUUGAGGAGCCUAUAGUGGUGGAGAUUGAAGCUCCUAAACUCAGCAAAGUCCAUUUCACUGGCUUUUCUUUUCCUAUGAUUACAUUACUGAGAAGGACUCAGAAAGUUGAGCUUCAUCAUUUUGGUCAUCCCCUUGGUGGUAUUGAUAGCUCUCAACUUUACAGGCUUGGAAAGUUUUCACGAAACGUGAUGCAGCCAAUGAUAGAAGUACACUUGCAUCGGAUUUUUAUUGAGAAUCCGCUAAGUUUGCAAGAGCUAAAAGAACACGCAGUGGGCUAUCAUCCAACAAAUGUGACCAUGGUGGUCCUGGAAUGCAUUCCACCAACUUCAGAUUAUUCAUAUUUUCUCGAUGCCUUGUUCUGGACCUGUCAUCCCACUCGUCUAAUGAUCUUGAUGAAUAAAGAAGAAACCAUAAAAUCACCUCACAAGGCCGGUUUCAUUCGAUACCUUGUAGAUGAGUUGGUGAAGAGGGAAACGAAUCCAACAUGCUGUGUUGAACGUAACAGACCCAAAUGCUGGAGGCAUUACAUAGCAGACGUGAAGUUAGAAUUGUACAGAAGCUCGCGUGAGUUUGAUGAGGAGGAACUCACAGAUAUACCAGUUGAAAUGGCAGAAAACGGCACUUUCUCUAUUGUUGAAACCACUAACAAAGGAAUUGUUGUCCAAUUUAGGCUUCUCUGGUUGGGAUUUCCAGUUUAA
Messenger RNA from Prosopis cineraria, 1710 nucleotides. RefSeq lists its product as uncharacterized. The transcript is spliced from 3 exons. NCBI's taxonomy places the organism in Eukaryota, Viridiplantae, Streptophyta, Magnoliopsida, Fabales, Fabaceae. The coding region runs from base 1 to 1710 and encodes 569 amino acids. The record is from RefSeq and is a predicted model, not a curated record. Gene Ontology annotation, molecular function: protein binding.